Cladophialophora psammophila CBS 110553 is the source of this 2436-nucleotide messenger RNA. RefSeq names its product potassium uptake protein. NCBI's taxonomy places the organism in Eukaryota, Fungi, Ascomycota, Eurotiomycetes, Chaetothyriales, Herpotrichiellaceae. Bases 1 to 2436 code for a protein of 811 amino acids. Gene Ontology annotation, molecular function: potassium ion transmembrane transporter activity. The record is from RefSeq and is a predicted model, not a curated record. Gene Ontology annotation, biological process: potassium ion transmembrane transport. Gene Ontology annotation, cellular component: membrane. The transcript is spliced from 2 exons.
AUGGACGAGUCCGGAAGCCAGCCACCAGAGGCAAUAUACCCUGCGCGCUCGCAGAACAUCCUUGGCGGCGACGGCGGAGGAGUGUAUACUCUCAGGAGUCGGGAGGCUUCGGCGUUUGGAGUGGCUGCUGUCCGCUCUUCUGACAAAACAAAGGAGUUCAUCAAAGACGUUGGUGUCGACUCCGAAACGGGCAGCGUAGACUCUCGAGACAUCAAGAGAAGACAGGUCUUCCAUGGAUGGAAGCUCUUAUGGUUAGCCUAUCAAUCUAUCGGGGUGAUUUACGGCGACAUCGGCACCAGUCCGUUGUACGUGUAUUCGUCGACUUUCUCUUCUCCUCCAAGCCGGGAUGAUCUGCUUGGAGCUUGCUCGUGGAUUAUCUGGUCCCUUACGAUCAUGGUCACCAUCAAGUACUGUUUCAUCGUCCUCCGAGCCGAUGACGAAGGAGAGGGUGGGACUUUUGCCCUGUUCUCCCUUUUGACUCGGUAUGCCAACAUUGUUCGCCGCCAUCCGCGUGAAGCGCAGAUGGUCAGGAUGGAGCGACACAUGACCGGAGACCUUCGCAAGCCAGCACGGACGGCGCGGAAUCUCAUGGAGCGCUCCUCCAUUGUCCAAUGGAUCCUCAAAGUUUUAGGUGUUUUUGGUGUCGCGUUGGUUAUGUCUGAUGGUGUUCUCACCCCUGCACAAUCUGUUCUGGGAGCAAUCCAAGGAAUUGAAGUCGUGUCGUCCAAUAUCACCCAGUCCACUGUGAUCGGAUCUUCUUGCGCCAUUCUCGUUGUGCUCUUCCUACUGCAGCCAUUCGGUAUUACAAAGCUGGCGAGCUCCUUUGCUCCGAUCGUCAUCGUCUGGCUCCUCUUCAACGCGGUUUUUGGUAUUUACAACUUGGCCAAGCACGACGCCUCUAUGCUCAAGGCUUUCUCUCCGUACUUUGCUGGACACUACCUGGUUAAGAACGGAAGAGAGGGCUGGAUCAACCUCGGAGGAAUCCUCCUCGCUUUCACAGGUUGCGAGACCCUAUACGCCGACCUUGGAGCCUUCAGUGCACCGGCCGUACGGUUGUCUUGGCUAUACUUUGCCUAUCCCUGCUUACUAUUGAGCUAUAUUGGACAAGCAGCCUACCUCUCCGACAUUCCCGAUGCCUACAACAACCCGUUCUUCAAGACUGUGCCUCCAGGGUGUAUUUGGCCGUCACUCAUCAUCGCGAUCCUUGCCGCCAUUGUUGCGAGCCAGGCGACCAUAACUGCCACAUUCCAGCUGUUGACUCAGAUCAUGAAACUGUCCUACUUCCCCCAGCUCAAGGUGGUGCACGUCUCCAAGAUUUUCUACGGCCAGGUCUAUAUGCCUAUCGCAAAUUGGUUACUCAUGACUGGCACUAUAGUGGUCACAGCGGCAUAUACAAACACGACCAAUCUUGGACAUGCUUACGGAGUCUGUGUUAUCCUGGUCACGUUCCUUACCACCAACAUGGUGGCCGUGGUGGCCCUGAUUGUCUGGCGCUAUCCACUCUAUGUCGUCGCGCCCGUCUGGUUUGUAUUUGCACUGUGGGAUGGUGUUUUCCUCUCCUCUGCCCUCACCAAAGUCCCCAGCGGCGCAUGGUUUACCUUGGCUCUCGGGGUGAUCUUGGUAUCCUUCUUCGUUCUAUGGAGAUUUGGAAAAGAGCAACAGUGGAAAGCUGAGGGAUUUGAACGGAUCCCCACGUCCGAUAUACUUCAAUCUACCGACAGUACAAGCGAACAUAGCCGGAAACUCAAACUCGCACCUGCCUUUGGCGAUGAAGAGAUUACCCGGAUCAACGGUAUUGGCGUCUUCUUCGAUAAGUCUGGCGCACCGUCCACGACUCCUACGGCUUUUAUCCACUUCCUCCAGAAGUUCCACGCGGCGCCAGACGUGAUCAUCUUCUUCCACCUAAGGCCUUUGGAAAUCCCUACAGUUCCAGCUGAAGAACGAUACCAAAUAAUCCGGUGCUUCAUGGGAAACGGACAGGACGGCAAGAAGCCCAUGCCGAACUGCUACCGCGUCGUCAUCCGGCACGGCUACAACGACGAGGUCGUCAGCCAGAAUCUUGGGCUCCUGCUGCAUGAUCAAGUGCACGCUUUCCUCUCGCAGGAAGGCCUCGGCCACGAGGCUGCGCACUCGGGAGGCCACAUGCAGGGCUCGAAGCAAGUGGUGCUGGGGGAAAAGGCGCUGAACUCGGAGAACACAUCGCUCGAACAGUCAGAGCUGACGGAGCGACUGACAGAGCUCCAGCAGGCUUUUUCCAAGCAGGUCGUCUACAUCGUGGGUAAAGAACAGCUCCGCGUCAAGACGCGGACGAACAUUGUCAGGAGAGCCGUGCUGGAGGCGUUUCUGUGGGUCAGGGAGAACACGCGGACCAAGAUCCAGGCGCUGAACAUCCCUGUGGACAAGCUUGUGGAAGUUGGUUUCAUCAAAGAGAUUUGA